Messenger RNA from Thalassophryne amazonica, 2839 nucleotides. Its product is annotated as 12-(S)-hydroxy-5,8,10,14-eicosatetraenoic acid receptor-like. Gene Ontology annotation, cellular component: membrane. The transcript has 4 exons. Gene Ontology annotation, biological process: G protein-coupled receptor signaling pathway. NCBI's taxonomy places the organism in Eukaryota, Metazoa, Chordata, Actinopteri, Batrachoidiformes, Batrachoididae. Gene Ontology annotation, molecular function: G protein-coupled receptor activity. The coding region runs from base 1370 to 2401 and encodes 343 amino acids. The record is from RefSeq and is a predicted model, not a curated record.
UCAGAAUGUAGCCACUGAAACCAGGGACCACCUCCAGAUCAAGGAAUUCCACAACAAUGUGCUAGUUCAUACAAAAUACCAGAACAAACAAAAUUUUCAGAGCAACUCAAAGGGUUUUUAGUAAAUUCCAAGCUCUGUUGUAAACCGUUAGUAACAGAAGCUAGUAGCAUUAGCAUUAAUCCCAUUCUUGCUUUCAUGGAUAUGCAUCCCGAAUGGUCCUGGUUUACAAUGGUGCCUGUUAAUUUGAUCUAGAAGACAUGAAAAAUAAAACAUCCUGACCACACUUGGGGUAAAACCUUAGCACAACCUUGAUGCUUCCAGAAAACCUGCCAGCGAUGCCUCAGUAUAGAUGAUGGCGCUACAGUCUCCACGGAAAUGCAAGAGAUUACCAAAGUAUGUCAACGUUUGAAUAUCUUGAAAAUCCCAUCAUGGUUGAAACAAAACUACGGUACAAUGACUCUGACUGAGGCAUUGGCAAGGUUUCAAACCGUCACCUUCCUUAUGAAAGUGAGAACAAGGCUUUAUUAUUUGCUUUUAUCUCAUUUUUUUCUGCCUUAUCAGCUGCCAUGAAGAUUCCAGAGAAUUUUUUUUUUUUUUUUUUUACAGAAAACACCCACUAGGUGGCGAUAGAGACAGUGUGACCUCUCGUUGUGUUGUCCAUUGUUUCAGGCUUUGUGAUGGACAUUUAAGACGUGAUCAGGAUCCAGUGAUAAUCACAAACGUACAGUCGUGUUGUUGAUCUCGGCAGCGCCCUGCCAUCAUUACCAACCAACCACUCGUGAUCCUGGACAAGUUCAGACACAACAGUGUCGUCCCACAGGCAGGAACCUGAGGAAUUUCGUCACCUGGUAAACACCCUGAUUUUCCAUGUAGCAGUUUUCUGACUGCACAGGAUGUGUCAGCACUUCCCAUCACAGCAUCUUCUGCUUAAUUGAUUCAUCUCGCGGCCGCACAGAAACACUCUCAGAAAAAGUGAAGUGGCAUCCUGCCCCGUGAGAUACAUCCUUCUGUUUAAACUCCACCUCCGGCUGCUCGAUAAGUGAUUCCUCUCUCAAAGAUCAGUCCCACUUUCACACCACGAGGACUGAGAACCCAAACAAGGCAGGACGUGUUCAGUCUGCAGGCUGUGAAGCGUUUUGUUCCGCGGGUUACUCUGCAGUGUGUCUUUACUGCCGCGGUUUUCACUGAGCUGCAGGAUCGCUGGGAACCUGCCAGACCAGAACUGUGGAAUUUGACAGAUCCCAUCGUGUCUGAGAAAAGAGACUGAACAACAGGAAACUGCAACCAGCUCAGACUUUAAGGAAUUAAAGGAACUCUGACUGCCAGAAGGUUUAGAACUUCCAGCACGGAUACCAGCAGUCAAAAAACCAUGUCUCAAGUGAAUUCAUCAAUCGACAACUGCAACACGCCCAACGAGGUCACAUACAAGACGCUUUCUGGGCUGAUGAUUUGUCAGUUCGUGGUGGGGCUGCCGCUCAACCUGUCCGUCCUCUACAUCUUCCUCUUCAGGUUCAAGUUCUGGAAAACCAAAAGCAUCUUCCUCUUCAACAUUGUGGUCGCUGACUUCCUGUUGGUGGCUUGUCUUCCUGCCAAGGCUUACUACUACCAACACGGGCUGCGGCGCAGCAACAACCACAUCAUGUGCAAGAUCAUGCUCUUCAUGUUGUUCCUGAACCGCGGAGCCAGCAUCGCCUUCCUGACCAUGCUCUCCAUCGACCGUUACUUCAACGUGGUGCAUCUGGGCCGGAGGAACUUUGUCAAAAUAAUAAAGAAAUCUCCUCAGGUUUCCGUCGUCAUCUGGCUGCUGCUGCUUCCUCUCACCACCCCCACCAUGGUCAACACCUUCGAGUGCUGCCACAGCCACAGCCACGAGUACGAGUGGCCGGGUCAUAAUGUGGCCGACACCUUCAGAGAAAUCGUCGUCUUCUCACAGAUCAUCAUCCCCUUCAUCAUUCUGGUCUACUGCACGGUGCGAGUCAACCGGCGGCUGAAGAAGAAGACUGUGGGCGAUAAGACCAAGCUGAGGAGGGCCGUGUGUGUGGUCACGUCUGUCGUGCUUGUCUUCACCAUCUGUUUCCUGCCAUGCACCCUGGCCAGAGUGGCUCUGCUGACAGUCCGCGCGUACGCCGAAUACAACAAUGAUAAGUCGUGGCAGGGUGCAGAGGACAUUGCAGUUCAAGUCUAUGAUGCCCUGGUGGUUCUUUCCUACACAGACUGCCUGUUAGACCCUCUGAUAUACUGCUUCUGCCAGUCGGGGUUUAAAGAUGCCUACAUAUCUACCUUCUGUCCCCAUUUCAUCAAAAGGAGACUGCUGAGCAGCAACUCCAGCACACAAACUGGAACGACAACAACAACCACAUCUGGAAUAAGAACAAUUAUCUCGCCCCUGACUGAGAAAUGAUGCCUAGAUUCAUUUAUUUUUUUAUGAUUUUUUGUGGGACAACAGAGUUUGUUUCCGUUUAAGGCUCAACAGACUGGAGGAGUUUUCAGUUUUGUUGUCAGGUUCAACUUUUGGCAACAGAGCCGGCAGUGUUCAGUGCUUGUACAGAAGAUACACAUCAAACCUCACAGCUUUCUGGUUCACAAACUCCAUAGCUACAGGUAACGAGCAUUUCUUUUAAAAAGUAAAACAUAAUGAAAUUGGGAUUCUCCUGUUUAUACAUAUAAUGCACCACCAAAUUGGCAUUCUCAUCUCACGUUUGUUUAAUACAGUCUUCUGACGUGUGUGUGUGUGUGUGUGUCGGUGUGUAUAUACAGUAGUGUUCAGAAUAAUAGUAGUGCUAUGUGACUAAAAAGAUUAAUCCAGGUUUUGAGUAUAUUUCUUAUUGUUACAUGGGAA